AUGGCCCACAUACUAUUGCAAGAAGAGAUUAAUUCAACUGGCACGCCAACUACUCCAAGAGGAUCCAAGUUUGAUAGUAAUUGGGUCGAUGUGCAACAUGUGACAUUUACACAAUGGGUUAAUGUUCAAUUACGAAAAGAAAACAUUACAGUAGAGGAUUUGACUAGUGCUUUUGUUGAUGGAGUUAAUUUGUGUUAUCUUUUGGACCAAUUAAAAUCCAAGGUCAAGACAAAGAAAAAGAAAAAGAAACAAAAUUCUAUAUCCGAAACUACCUUGUCAUCCAAGAUGAAUAAGAAACCUAAAAUUCCUAUUCAAAUGAUUGAAAAUAUCAACCUAGCGUUGAACUCUAUGGCCCAAUCUGGCAUAAACCUCACAGGUAUCACCUCAGACGAAAUUCACAAGGGAAAUUUAAAAAUUUGUCUUGCUCUCGUCUGGAGAAUGAUUUUAUUCUAUCAAAUCAACUCUUCAUCAGAUGAGCAAUCAGAUGUAAUGGAAUCGCCAACUAAGGGAAAAGUUUCAGUUGAAAAAUCCAUGUUAAAUUGGGUACAAGACAUUAUCUCAGAAUAUACUGAAAAGUAUGGUUUCUCUGUUGGUGAUAUCUCAUCAAGUUGGUCUGAUGGCAAAGCACUUGGUGCUGUUAUUGACAAACUCAUGAAGGAAAAGUUUAGAAAUGAUUUGGAAGAAAUGUUCAAAUAUUUUAAUUAUGAAAGAGAUGUUAUUAAUACCACAAAAUCAAAAUCAGAAAUUAAUGAACAUUUGGUUAGUGUAGCCAAUGAUCAAUUGGAAAUUCCAAAUUUGAUUGAUUCGGAUAUUUUGGAGAAGGGUCCUGAGAAACUUUCCAUGUUGACCUACCUUUCAUAUUUCAAAGAAAAAGGAGAAGAGUUGAUGCCAUCAGCUGAAGAAGGAACACCUGCCUCAAAUCCUGUCUCACCAAAAUCUCCAAGAUCACCAAGGUCUCCUAGAUUAUCUCACAGUUUGUCAAUGGAAGAACCUCCUGUGAUAUUGACACAUGCUCCUGAAUUGUUGCACGAUGAAAAAACCUGUCCAUUUUGCUCUAAUUUGAAUAUUCAGUUAGAAUUGAAAUUGGCAGAGUGCAGUAAAUUGGAAAUUGAUAUCAAUGAGAAGAAACAACAACUCGAAGCUGUUGAACAAUCUUUGAAUGAGGUGAAGGAAAAUUCUGAACAAAAAUUGACAACUCUUAUUGAAGAAAAGCAAAAAGUUGUUCAAGAAGUGGAAAAACUCACAGAGGAACUUUCUCAAGCAACUAAUCAAUUAGAAAAGGAAAAGGAAGAAAUUGAAAAGAUUAGAGAAACUGAACAAUCUCUCAAGAAUAAUUUAGAAUCGGUUAAAUCUGAAUUAAUCAUUUCAAAUAACUCUGUUGAUGAUUUGAGAAGGGAAGUUGAACGAUUGAAUUCUGUUGAGUUGGAAUUGAAAGAAAAGUUGGAAAUUGAAAGAAAAGAAAAAGAAGCUCUCAAACAAAAUUUCGAAAAGUCAAUUGAGAAAAUCAACUCUUACGAAGAAAAACUCAAAUCCUUCCAAGAACAAGUUGAAAACUCAAUUGUUGCAGUUGAUGAACAAUCUGAAAGCAAGGAAGAAGAACUCAAUCCAAUUGAAACAACUCCAAGAAAUCAAAGAGAACCUGUUGCUAAUAUGGUUUAUUAUUUUUUUGCUGUUUUGGGGGUUUCUUUCCUAUUAGAACUAUCAAAAUAA
Molecule: messenger RNA, 1710 nt
Organism: Naegleria gruberi
Lineage: Eukaryota; Heterolobosea; Eutetramitea; Acrasida; Naegleriidae
Exons: 5
Coding region: 1-1710 (569 amino acids)
Biological process (GO): actin cytoskeleton organization
Cellular component (GO): cell junction; cortical actin cytoskeleton; cell projection
Molecular function (GO): actin filament binding
Source: RefSeq, a predicted model, not a curated record